AUGUUAAACUUCCAAGUUGUGAGCAGUCGUUUCGGCUAUCCCAAUAUGAGUAUGGCAUCAACAUCACCCUAUGAGACGGCACCUCCGUUCUAUGUCGGUGGCGACGGAGUCCCCUGGCCCAUGGAGACUCCCGGUGACAUUUGUCCUCCACCAGCACCGUUUGCCUUUAAUCACAUGCCACCCGCCGCCCUCUCCUGUUCUUCCUCAUCCUCCUCCUCCUCUUCCUCCGCGGCCGCCUCCUCCCAUCAGACCAUCGGGGCGGGCCUCAUCAAACGCAAAUCCAAACGCAGUCCCGUCUCCAAGCUCAUGACCUUGAAAAACAGCCCCCGAACCAAUCGCGCUGCAGCACCACCCUCCGCCGGUGCAGCGGCGGCUGCAGCAGCGGCUGCAGCAGUCGCUGCAGCCUCCGCACUGACUACCGUGAUCCGAGAUUGUGCUUCCGCAGGUUCGCAUUCCUCCCUUUCGGCCGGUAAUCCCUCCUCUAUUGGCGGCGAUGAUGUGAGCCCCGGGGACUCCAAUGAGGUCACAAAGAAGUGCAAGGUCUGCGGAGACCGAGCGGUGAACCACAAUUUUGGCCAGCUCACCUGCGAGUCCUGCAAGGCCUUCUUCCGCCGUAAUGCGCACAAGGUCAGCCUCUUUUAG
This is a messenger RNA of Spirometra erinaceieuropaei, 642 nucleotides long. Lineage: Eukaryota; Metazoa; Platyhelminthes; Cestoda; Diphyllobothriidea; Diphyllobothriidae. The record is from the annotation of a GenBank genome assembly.